Molecule: messenger RNA, 2040 nt
Organism: Cheilinus undulatus (humphead wrasse)
Lineage: Eukaryota; Metazoa; Chordata; Actinopteri; Labriformes; Labridae
Gene: oacyl
Product: O-acyltransferase like
Exons: 16
Coding region: 1-2031 (676 amino acids)
Molecular function (GO): acyltransferase activity, transferring groups other than amino-acyl groups
Source: RefSeq, a predicted model, not a curated record
AUGCUAUGGAAGAAGUGUGAUUGUGGGUGUAGCUCAGCACUGGAAAAUACAGAGAUCUUUAAUGUAUCUCAGAGUUGUAUGGAGGACACCAACACAUUCCUCUGGGAAAUUAACCAGGACAGGCCGCAAGACUAUGCUGUUCUCAUGUAUGACGCUUAUGGAAAGAUAGGCAGCAAUGUUGAAGGUGGUAACACAAACCGGCCCGGCUUGCUGGAGCAGUGUCGCUCUGCUCAUGGCCCAUCGUUCUCUGGACAGUACUGCCAGGUGUUCCUUAGGCAGGGAAGAGUCCAGUACUUUGUGGGCAUUUGUGUUCCUGAUUCCUGUGGAGAAGAGGAUGUGCAAAUGCUUGUGUUGUACGGAAGACUUGGGUAUGCUCACACAUCCCUGAUUCCUCCUUUACCAGGCAUCCUGUCCAAUGAUUCAACUCAGGAGUUAAUCAUGACCCACUGUUUGCCCAACACUAUAUCCCCCGGGGCAUCAGAUAUCACCUGUCUGUUUGUGUGUUGCAUUAUGGUGGCAGUUCCUCUUGUUGCCACCUUGUUUACAACUUUAAUAAGGAGGCAGCGGGCCAGAGAGGUCAGUCCAGGAGCAGAGUCCUGCUCUUUAAACACUGGUCUCAACCUCUAUGGGACCAUGAAGACCAACAGCUCAUCCAGUAUUGAUAUUAACAGCAACACUUUAGUGGAAAAUAGUAGAAACAGCAGCAGCCCAAAUCUGCCAUGUUUUCCUCAAAGCUGUGUGUAUCAGUGGCUUCAGGUAUUCUCUCUACAAACUACCAGCCAGGGUGUCUUAAACACCUCCUCAUCUAUCCAAGGAGGAGGCUUUUCAUCCCUGAAUGGCAUCCGUGUUCUCAGCCUGUUAUGGAUCAUAUGUGGACACUCUGCUCAGUUCCCUGUAAUAAACAACUUGGAUAACUACAAAAACUGGAAGAAAACAGUUGAAAGCAGCCCUGUGUAUGUGGUCUCCAUGAGCGGACCUGUUUUUCUGGCAGUAGACACCUUCUUACUUCUAGGGGGUCUGCUGAGUGCAAAGUCUCUGCUGGGCUUCAUUGACAGGGCGGAUGACAAGAUGACCCCCAGUUUGGUGGCCAGCUACCUCUUUAGGAGGAUUAAAAGGAUCCAGCCAUUGCAUAUGUUUAUUAUGUGCCUAACUAUUGGCCUUGUUUCUGUGGUCCACUGGGGGCCCUAUUGGUUCCCAUUCAUAGAUACACUGAUGGACUGUAAGACGUACUGGUGGGCAAACUUACUGUUGAUAAGCAACCUCCUUCCAGUCCAUGAAAUUUGUAUUCCUUGGACGUGGUACCUGUCUUUGGAUUUUCAGUGUUACACCACAACUCCUCUGUUGAUGUAUUUUUACAGACUAAACAAAGAUUUGUUUGCUUUCGUAGCUGGAGGUCUUCUGCUGGCGACCACUAUGACCAGUACUGUUAUAACUGCGCUCUUUCAGCUGCCAGUCUUUCAGCCGUCUACACUGACAUCUGAGAAUUACGUCUUGCAUUACUAUGUGAAACCUUACACGAGAUAUGGGCCCUUUCUAAUAGGGAUCUUGACUGGAAUAUAUUUGACUACAAAGAAAGAUCAGCUCUUAAAGAAGAAGUGGCAGGCAGCUCUGGGUUGGUUCUUCUGCCUGUGCGUCAUGGCUGCAUUGGUUGGACUUGCCUACGUCCUCAGGCAGACACCACACUAUCCAUCUGUGCCGCAUGCUCUUUACCAGGGGUUGCACAGACCGCUCUGGGCUCUGGCUGUGACCUGGAUCAUCGUAGCCUGUGAGGAGGGCUAUGGAGGUUUUAUUAACAGCCUCCUGUCAUUGAAUGUUUGGGUUCCUCUUUCCAACAUUAGUUUUGCAUGCUAUCUGGCACAUCCAGUCUUCAUCAUCCUCUAUAUUGGCCUGCAGGAGACUCCAAUCCACUACACAGAUAUCAACUUUAUGUACAUGUUCCUGGGCCACCUCACGCUCACCCUCAUUGUGAGUUAUGUGCUCACUGUCCUGAUCGAGAAGCCGUACCUCAACUUAAAAUGGAGCAGUACCUAAAACAAGUCA